Molecule: messenger RNA, 1110 nt
Organism: Drosophila sechellia
Lineage: Eukaryota; Metazoa; Arthropoda; Insecta; Diptera; Drosophilidae
Gene: eIF1A
Product: eukaryotic translation initiation factor 1A
Exons: 3
Coding region: 178-624 (148 amino acids)
Biological process (GO): translational initiation
Molecular function (GO): translation initiation factor activity; RNA binding
Source: RefSeq, a predicted model, not a curated record
CAGUCGAUAGCACCAGUUCGAUAUACUGGUUCAGCGCGGAACCGCCCACCUCUAGUCCUUUUCACUUUAGCGAGGCGAAAUUGUCACAUUUACAUUUGACAAAAUUAGUCGCCAACAAGCCCGCAGACAGCAACAACAUCAAGAGUAGCUGCACAGCAACAACAGCAAACAGUCAAGAUGCCCAAGAAUAAAGGUAAAGGAGGCAAGAAUCGUCGUCGUGGUAAGAACGAGAACGAGUUCGAGAAGCGUGAGCUGAUCUUCAAGGAGGACCAGCAGGAGUACGCGCAGGUGACCAAGAUGCUGGGCAACGGUCGUCUGGAGGCAAUGUGCUUUGAUGGCGUCAAACGUCUGUGUCACAUUCGGGGGAAACUUCGCAAGAAGGUGUGGAUUAACCAGGGCGACAUCAUAUUGGUGGGCUUGCGUGACUACCAGGACUCGAAGGCUGAUGUGAUCCUCAAGUACACACCGGACGAGGCCAGGAACCUGAAGACGUAUGGCGAGUUCCCCGAGUCGGUGCGCAUCAACGAGACAGUCACAUUCGUGGAGGAUGGCUUCGACGAGGACAUCGAGUUCGGCGAUGAGAUCAGCUCCGAGGACGACGCCGAUUCCGUGGACAACAUCUGAUUAACAAGAAACAAAGUGGCGCCGGGUGGGACGACGACGAUGGCGGGAGCGUCUGGAACGUCCGUCUCGGCCGCAGCACCAGCAGAAGCGGAGUCAGUUCGAGAAUAGUAGGAAUUUAACCAAUUGUAAAAAGCAGAAAGCCGGUAGCCCCGAGUCCUGUUCGAAGUCAAAGCCACCAUCCAAUCCAAUCCAAUCCCAACAAAUUAUCCGGCAUCCACAAAGCGGCGCAGCGGCAGUUAAAUUGCGAAAACGAACCUAUAGUAUCAUUUCAUUUGUAGCCAUUUUAAUGUUCAAUCCACUCUGAAAUUGUUUUAUGCCGAAAAUCCAAGUGCGUUCCAAAAUUAAAACGGUUUGAUUUAUGGCCGCCUUAAACAACCAAUUAUUAAAUACAAAUAGUAGAACUGUUACACUGUGCAACAAAUCGAACAUUGCGAAACAUAAACUAAUAAUAUUUGAAUUAAAAAUGAAAAAACAAAGAAAAACAAA